Dicrocoelium dendriticum is the source of this 633-nucleotide messenger RNA. The record is from the annotation of a GenBank genome assembly. Lineage: Eukaryota; Metazoa; Platyhelminthes; Trematoda; Plagiorchiida; Dicrocoeliidae.
AUGCAGUACACACCAGUGAUCGAGAAUCCCGUCCUGUGGUCUUCAACGGGCUCGUUUGUUUCUGGACUCUGCCUGGCCUCUGAGAGAUGCAACUCACUUGAGACAACUCUUACAGGAUAUUUAUUUAACGAAUUAGAUUGGUGUAACACAACACUUACUGGGGGAAUUCGCUAUGAGUCCGGUUGCGGUUGUUCUGGGACAGCGGCUAUGGUGUACGCACUGUGGAAAAGCGCUUCAGAUGCGUAUUCGAAAAUCAUUGGAGGAAAUAUUGGAAUCUACCUGAACGCAUCGUUGCCAGAGCCAUUUGACAGAACUAGGGCUUUGGGAUCUGUUGAGCUUCCCAAUCUUCGUUAUCCCCGAGUGAGCAAAGUGACCGUUUACCUGGUGCGUAACUUGGACGAUACAUCAGCACGUUCGGCCUGUGAGAAAGAAUCAAUCAAAGAGCUGCGCGAGCAAAUACUUGCCAAGAACAUAACCUAUGAUUGCCAAGAGGAUCCGGAGCUCACAAUGUACUAUCAAUGCCUCCGACAUCCGACGCAUGAACGAUGUAGAAUAACAGGAGCUUCCAGUCGAUUGGUAGUCAGCGCAAUCCUGAUAAUCAUGUCAUGCGCUACUCUGAGAUUCAACCGGUUU